Messenger RNA from Scophthalmus maximus (turbot), 2623 nucleotides. RefSeq names its product cysteine-serine-rich nuclear protein 1a (gene csrnp1a). The transcript has 5 exons. The coding region runs from base 311 to 2056 and encodes 581 amino acids. The record is from RefSeq and is a predicted model, not a curated record. NCBI's taxonomy places the organism in Eukaryota, Metazoa, Chordata, Actinopteri, Pleuronectiformes, Scophthalmidae. Gene Ontology annotation, biological process: regulation of transcription by RNA polymerase II. Gene Ontology annotation, molecular function: DNA-binding transcription factor activity, RNA polymerase II-specific; sequence-specific DNA binding. Gene Ontology annotation, cellular component: nucleus.
GGAGGAGGAGGAGGCGGCGGCGGCGGAGGAGGAGGGAGGGGGUGAACUAUCUUGCCACUACACUUUGUGUCUUUGGCAGCUCGCAGCCAGCGAUCUCGUGUACACACUAGUACUACUGUGUAGCCUCUCUCUCUCUCUCACUCACUCACACACACACACACACACACACACACUCACACAGAGGGGGACGCACAAUGCUCCGCUGGCCGCGCUGAGGACAGGACGCACAAACUCCGUGUCAACAUCAGCCACCUCCGUUACUAUGCUGCCUUUUACUCGGUGAAAGUACAUCGACCACCACAGCCAAACCAUGAGAGGCAUCCUAAAGAGGAAGUUUGCAGAGGUAGAUGACAGUCCCUGCUCCCCCUCCCCCUCCUCCUCCUCCUCCUCCUCCUCUCCUCUGUCCUCUUCCUCCUCCCCUGCCUCAUUGCAGUGGGAGUCCGACGGGGAGAGCGGCUCCUCUGACAACCAGGACUUCACCCCUCACAGCCCCUCUCCGCUCACCAGUUUACCCAUUCGGUCCACCCUGAAGAGGCCCAAGCUCGGCGGUCCACAGGGCAAUGUGCGUUUUGACCAGGUGACCGUGUUCAGUUUCCCACGCUGCCAGGGCUUCACCAGUGUGCCCAGGCGUGGAGGUGCCACCCUGGGCAUGGUGUGGCGGCACAGCACCCUUCAAAGCUACACUGUGGCGGAGCACGCUCUGGAGCAGCGGCACAGGCGCAGAGAGCGGCUCCGGGAAAAACGGAGGGAAGAGCGGCUCGCCGCACUGAAACACAAACUGAUCACCAGCGGGGCCAUGGACCAGCGAGAAGCAGACGGGCUCACUGUGGAUCAAAUCCCGGAGGAGGACAGUGAUGUCCACAUCGGUGACGCCGAGCUAAAGGAUGGAGGUUUCCUUCUGCCGUACUCGUCCAAACAGAGGCAGGCACUCCUCCAGGCGGCGGGGGUGAAGCGCAUCGACAGGGAGCAGAAGAGGCAGCUUCACGCCCUGCGUCUUUCCAGAGAGGCUUGUGGGUGCGACUGUCAGGGCUUCUGUGAGCCAGAGACCUGCGCAUGCAGUCUGGCAGGCAUAAAGUGCCAGGUGGAUCGCUUCAACUUCCCAUGUGGCUGCACUAAGGACAGCUGCGGAAACACUCACGGACGCACGGAGUUCGACCCCCGGCGUGUGCAGACCCAUUACAUCCACACGGUCAUGAGGCUCGAACUGGAUAGACGACUGCACAAUGAGCCGCUGAGCCGGGACGAGCAAACAGGGCUUCCAGAGGAGCUCGUGGCGUAUGAGGACAAGGGCGAGGCUCACGCGGUGCAGAGUGCUCAGGACAAGAGCUGCCCCUUUGGGUUCACCAUGGAGGAAGACGGUCUCUCCCUCACCCUGCCCGACACACCUUCCUUCCAUUUCAUCCCAGAGCGGCUGGUCGUGGAGGAGAACAGCUGCAGCAGCGACAUGACCGAAUCCUCGUGCUCCUCCUCCGACUCUGAUGCAGGAGGAUGCCUCGCCGGGAGCCAGAGUCUCCCUGAAACGUUGCCCUGUUCCCUUACUGCCCGUGAUUCUGACAACGAUAACUACUCUUUGUGCAAUCAACUGAGGCACAUGGGGGAACCACUGACGCAGCACGCCGGCAACUCUGCCUCACACAGCACAACUGCCAACAGCACGGGACCAAUUACAGACAACGCAAGCAGGAGCUCACUGACAGAUUAUCUCGACGAGAAUGCGAACCAAGCCAGAGACUUCUUCGACAGCGACUCUCUGGACGGCUUCCCCAACACGCCCUCCCCCACUGUGGACUAUUCCCCAGGGAGCUACAUGGACCUGAGUCUGUCCUCGGACUCCGACCUGGAAUUCUUCGACAGGGACUACCCCUCUGGACUGCUGCACAGCUCCUUUAAAGGACUCAGAUACCCAGAGAGCUUUCAGCAUCUACAGCUGUGCAGCAGCUCUGUGAACCUGCCUCAGUACGAGUCGAGCACCUACCUCCUGGAGUCCUUGAUCGGCCUGACAGAACCGAGCCCAGUCACAGACAAUCAGCCUUUCAUAGGCGAUUCAAGGAACUGACAUAACAGAAAUCCAUGUGAGAGAAUUAUAUGUAAAGAGCACUGCUUUUAUAUAUUUGUAAGAAUAUUUCAUUGUACAAAGAAUGAUUGAUAAAGUAUAUUUUUGCCCAUGCUAAAUAUUUUCUCUAUUGCCUAAAACUGAAAUGCCUUUGUUUCAGAGAAACCACACUUGAGUAAUCUAAUAUAUGUCCUGUUUUUUUAAUUUCAUAAAUAUGUAUAAUGACAUUACUAUUAUUGUUAAUUUCUUCCACUGCCACUGAUAAUAUUGGAUUUUGAUGAAUUGGGGGUACACAUCAUUUUUAAAGGUAAUGUUAUUCAAAGUGACCAAAGGUUGGGUCAGUGCAGAGAUAUCAUGUAAGCAGUUAUAUGUGGCCGGUUGGUGGCCGUGGUGUAAGCAGGAUUGUCCACUUUGACUCAUAUGGCUCGAGGCUUCAUUUUGUGAAUAAGAUUUAUGAACUGCCUGGAUCAUUGUGGAUUCUCCCCGAUGUGCUUUAUAAGUAUGUUUAGAAUCUCUGUAUUGGAUUAAUAAAAGAAAACUGUUUUAUUUAUUUUUUCCACUGAUUUCAAA